AUACUUUUUGUACUUUGGUAGAAGUUUCCCUUUAAUUUCUUCAUUCGCACUUCACUUCUCACCAUUGCAUUUCGCUCAGAAAAACCAGAAGAAGUAGAAGAAGAAGAAAGGAGCCAUGGAUGUUUCCAGCUUAAAAGCUCGGUACCUUGACUCUUGCAAAAAACACGAGGUGCAACCCAAUUCAGCAAUUCUAUCAUGGUUUUCUCAGGCCAAAAUUCAGAAUUCGAACAAUGAAAAGUGUAGCAUAGCGAUUUCCUUAGACCAGCUAAGGGAUGCCGAUAUAUUGCCUCUAACCAACCUACUUAUGUCAAGUAACUCUGCUGACAUUGAUGCCGUUGACAUAUUUCUGAAAUCCAAUAGUGACUUGGGCAAAGCAAAUGUUAAGGCCUUGAUAAAUGUAGUCAAUCUAAAGCUUCGAGUCGUCGAUCUCCAGGAUUUGGCAUUGGGGAAUGAUUUUCUGUGGGAUCUCUUACAGGGUUGCUUGGCUUGCCAAGUCUUCAACUUGAGGUCUAUUAAUAUCCAGAAACUCAACAUGGUUGGAAGCUUUUUGCGGCUGCAUACGCUCAGUAUGGACUUUUGUACUUCACUUGCUAGUUUGCAGAAGGACUGUUUUUCUGGCAUGCCUAAUUUGAUGCGUCUCUCAAUGUGCGAGACAAGAAUUGCUAAUCUCAUGGCAACAACUGGUGCUCUAUCAAAACUUCCAUCUUUGGUGGAAUUACGGUUCCAAAGUUGUUUGUGCUGCAAGGACACUGGGGCAUGUUCUAAUUUACAAGGACAACACAACUUACAGAGUGAGGUUCAAGAAAAAGACGAGUUCCUUGUAAGUGUGUGUAAGCUAGACCUGAAGAAUGCGGCUAUCACAUUAAAGUAUAUAACUCAUUGUCGCUCGCCCAUAUGCUUUGAGAAAUAUUACCGGGAGUACAUGAUUUCAAUGCUCCCUGGUUUGGAAGUUUUGGAUAAUUUUCCUAUCAGAAAGACUGAAAGGGAAUUGGCCAUGACAACUGCAGGUAAAUACUAUGAAUACUUACCUUACAAGAGACAUCACAAAGAAAGUGUUGUUAGCGUUUUGCAUAAGCGUGAAAUGGGAACAAAUGGUAUACACUACCAAAGACCAUUCAAGCCAAAACAGCUGCAUCCUUAUCGAAAUGGCCAGAAUUUUUUCUUGAGGUCCCUUUGUGCUGCCAAAAUCGGGUCUUCAAUGUGGCCACUCUUACAUCCGCUGUCUAAGUUUAGCCACUCAUUUAAAGCCGAAAAUAAGAAGCCUCGUCCAAGGCAGUUUGAGUAUCAUCCAUCAAACCCCAGUCUUAUGGUUUUCGGAAGCCUGGAUGGUGAAGUAGUUGUUCUCAACCAUGAAAACGAGAAAAUAGUUGGUUAUAUCCCAUCCGUAGGAAGAGCAAUGAGCAGUGUCUUGGGGCUUUGUUGGCUCAACAAAAAUCCAUCAAAGCUUGUUGCUGGUUCAGAUAACGGUUCCUUGAAGUUGUUUGACAUCAAUUACAUGUCACGAGAAGUUUCAGGCUCCUUCUGCAGCUCCAGUGCUGCAACUUUUGACGAUUUUGAGCAGUUGAUUUCUCUUCAUGUAAAUUCAACUGAUGACCGGCUUCUUGCUAGUAGUUACUCUAAAGGUCUUGCUCUAUAUGACCUAGCAAGUGGAAAGCGUUUACAGUUGUUCACUAAUAUUCACCAAGAACCAAUCAAUGUUUCCAAAUUUUCCCACCAUUCCCCUUAUAUGUUUGCUACUUCAUCAUUUGACCAUGAUGUGAAGAUGUGGGAUUUGAGACAGAAUCCAAUGCGGCCUUGCUAUACAGCUUCAAGCUCAAGAGGAAACGUGAUGGUUUGCUUUUCUCCCGAUGACCUUUAUUUGCUUGUUUCAGCUGUUGACAAUGAGGUUAAGCAACUUUUGGCGGUAGAUGGGAGGGUUCACAUGAAUUUUGAAAUAGCUGCCACGGGAAGUUCUCAUAAUUAUACUCGUUCAUAUUACAUGAAUGGAAGGGACUAUAUUAUCAGCGGGAGUUGUGAUGAGAAUAUAGUUCGCAUUUGCUGUGCUCAAACUGGAAAGCGACUGAGGGAUGUCCAUUUGGAGGAUACAGAGUCAGGAAAUUCAAUAUUUGUGCAGUCCUUACGGGGUGAUCCUUUCAGGCAUUUUCACAUGAGUAUAUUAGCAACCUCGACACGUCCAAGCUCUAAGUGGGAGAUUAUCAAGGUAAUGCUAAUGUGCCAUCAUCAUUUGUGUUGUUUGAAGGUUUUAAAGGGGAUGGCUAAAAUUGCGUUGGAUUUUACGCAGGUCAAUUUACUUAGAUCAAGUUGCUACUCAGAAGAGAAUUCCUCUGGCCAAUGUUUUAACCCUUCCUGCUGUCUCGGAGGUUGAUAUAUAUUUCUGUGCUUGACUUCUUCUCCUCGAAAUUAAGCGCCAUAACUUAAGUAGCUCCAAGACUACUUCGGUGCCUCCCAGAGCAAUGAUAAGGGCAACGUACGCCGUUUUCCACUCCUUAGGCGGCUCUGAGAUGUUGAAUCCUUUCAUUAUGUUGAUGACACUCAUGAUGAUUGUGGCGUAUCCUACCGCAUAGUGAAACAAAUCCAGAAGACCCCCUUCUCUUAUCUGUCUUCUUCGGCCUCAAAGAAAAAGCUACCGCCAAUUGAAUACAAGCAAGAACAAACAGUGUUAUGCCUAUGCAUCUAUGGCCCUUAUAUUCAAUCACUGGAGACAUGGCACCGAGAAAGAUACCAGUUCCCCGCCCGUGCCCUGCCAACAAAGCCCAGCAUUUGGAAUCCUCUGUGAACAUUGAACCAUGUCGGGUCAGCCCCUUUGAUAUUUUUGAGAUGCCUAGCCACAAUCGCCACGAUAGCCCCGAUAGGCAUAAGUAUGCCCCAGCUGAUGGUUUUGACAAUACCAAAAGCAUACUUCAUGGUUGUUCUCAUAUACAGCAGAUACGUCAUACAACGGGAGGCUGAGAUUUCCUUGUUACAACCGAGUCCCGUAGCUGUUGAUUCUUGAAGAAUAUACAGACAUAGUUCCAUCUGUUCUUUUGAAAGCAAUGAUGGAAUUGUGAACCGACCAUGCAACCCAUCUCGAGUCACCACAGUUUGUGUAAAGGCAACGCUGUAAUUUUACAGCAAAUAGCUACUAGACUCACUGCUGUUAUUUCUUCCCGUGCAUUUUCAUGUAAGAAGCUAAGAGACUGAGGAGUAACUUUGCCUGCAAGGAAACCGAAACUUUGGUAAGCCCU
Messenger RNA from Pyrus x bretschneideri (Chinese white pear), 3224 nucleotides. RefSeq lists its product as uncharacterized. Gene Ontology annotation, cellular component: Cul4-RING E3 ubiquitin ligase complex. The coding region runs from base 116 to 2365 and encodes 749 amino acids. NCBI's taxonomy places the organism in Eukaryota, Viridiplantae, Streptophyta, Magnoliopsida, Rosales, Rosaceae. The transcript has 10 exons. The record is from RefSeq and is a predicted model, not a curated record. Gene Ontology annotation, biological process: cellular response to UV-B. Gene Ontology annotation, molecular function: protein binding.